This is a messenger RNA of Symbiodinium necroappetens, 1020 nucleotides long. Lineage: Eukaryota; Dinophyceae; Suessiales; Symbiodiniaceae. The record is from the annotation of a GenBank genome assembly.
AUGCCCGCCUGCAGUGCUGGCUGCCCGAGCCUUUAUCAUCAAACCCGUGCAAUCAUUCAGGAGAUCGAGCUCAAGUACACGCAAGCCAGGGCCGACAGUCUCAUCGCAGAGAAGGAGCAAGAUGUGGCUUUGCACAAGCAGCAUCCUGAUUUCCCAAGGGAUAAGGACAUGAAGCUCUACAAGUGCUGGGUCUCGGGGACAGAGAAGGAGAUUGAGACUGAGGAAGUCAGUUGGUCCUACGAACGAGAGAGUGAAGCUAUGAACAAAGCCUCGACCUAUCUUCUGGAGAUCAAGGGCUUCAAGACGAAGCUCCAGGAGAAUGGAGUGGACCAGGGGUUGAUGGAUGCCCUGCUCUCUUCGAUGAUGCAACACCAUGGUUUCAUUUCCGAGCACCGUGCCAACCUCGAGGCAGCUGUGGCUACCGGGCAGAAAGGUACACCUGACAAAGCCGAAGACCGCAUCAUCCAAGAGCAAAAGCAAGGCGAAGGCCAAAGCUACAGCUACGGCAGCCUGAUCAUGAGCCCGCCGAGUGAUGACACUGCCUUCGCCGACUACCUUUUGAAGUCCUUGGGAGUGGGUCUCGCAACCUCUAGUCUGGAUAUGAUCAUUAAUGUGGCCGAGGACAACAACCUGCUUCGAAUCAGCCCUGACGAUCUGGCUAGCUACUGGGAGAGACAAGAGGUGGAACGACAGCUGUGCUUUGCGAGCAUCGUGGGGACUGGAAGUGGGUGGUGGGACCUUUCCUUGGACCGGGAGUUCGAACGGCGCUCCAACGAGGAUGCACUGGUCAAUGCUAUGGCCCACAACGGGGCCCUGAUACAGAUUCUGUGUCAGCACAGCCCCUUCCUGCUAAUCCUAGCACAGUACUUUCCAAAUUUGCUGCAGGAUUCUUCGGCGAUGGCAAGCUCUCUGAUCAGCUUCAUCGGGCCACGGCCCGGUUCCGUGUCUGGGCUUCGGGCAACAAGCUUGAGUCACUGGGCAAUUAUCAAUUUUCGAGGCCUCCAUACGUAUACUAAUUAA